Centropristis striata (black sea bass) is the source of this 4617-nucleotide messenger RNA. Its product is annotated as diacylglycerol kinase theta. Lineage: Eukaryota; Metazoa; Chordata; Actinopteri; Perciformes; Serranidae. The coding region runs from base 863 to 3625 and encodes 920 amino acids. The record is from RefSeq and is a predicted model, not a curated record. The transcript has 23 exons. Gene Ontology annotation, molecular function: ATP-dependent diacylglycerol kinase activity. Gene Ontology annotation, biological process: diacylglycerol metabolic process; lipid phosphorylation; intracellular signal transduction.
AGGAGCAGAAGGAGCAGAAGGAGCAGAAGGAGCAGAAGGAGCGCGGCCCUCCGGUUCUCUGUCUCUCUCCACUUGUUGAACGCUGGUUCUGGUUCUGUCUCCGCGGUGUUUCGGACCGUUCCAACCCGGUUUGUGUCUCUGUGUCCCGGUGUGGACGCUGCAUGGCUGACUGAAGAAUAAAAACCAUUUCAGACUUCACACCACACACACACUUACACACACCAACACACUCCGCAGCCAGCUUUUACCGGAUCGAUAUUUCAUAAUUUAUUCACGCGGGGCUCCGGGAACCAGAGCGAGCCGAGCGCGGCGCCGCGUCCUGGCCGCGGGGUGGCACCGCUGUCUCCGGGCUCUGCACCGCCACCAGACGACGUCGAAACGGCUUGAAAACGGAGCGCUGCUGCCUCCCUGGAACACCCACUGCGUGUUUUAAAAAGCUGGAUACACGAUUAAUAUUCCAGGAGUUGGAUUAUUGUGCUGGUCUGAGCGGCGGGACGCUCCGAGAGACACGCCGGCCGCAGCGCCCUCUCCGCCGGGCAGCACCGCUGGGUGGCACCGCUGGGAUGAGACUCUCCAGCGGGGUUAAAAACAACUAAUCUGGUUCGGAUCACAGAGUCGUGACCUGGUUGUUUGUAUUUUUGGAUCUGGAUAAUUAGCUUCAGCAGCGGGAGGAGCUGCAGGAACACGCCGAGCACGGCGCGCCGUCGCCGGGCUGCGCCGCCGUGUCCGCCCCGCUGGGAUGCCUCUCCUCCGGGGGGAUCUGCUCCACAGCUCCGGGCUUCUCUGCACCGUCAAGUGGACCCCGUCACGCCCCGUGGUGUCACGCUCCGCUCGGUGAGUCUGUGUGUGUAGCAGCAGGGCCAUGGCGGACCCUGAGGCCGCGGACGGCCGGACAGCGAGCCCUCUGCCCGGGAAGAAGAGGGCGCAGCAGUCCCCGGGCCCCCGGCCCCGGUACCAGUCCCCGGGCCCCCGGCCCCGGUACCAGAGCCCCGCAGCGGGCCACUGCCUCCGGAGGGUCACCCUGACCAAGCCCACCUUCUGCCACAGCUGCAGCGACUUCAUCUGGGGGCUGGUCGGCUUCCUGUGCGAAGUGUGUAACCUGAUGUGUCAUGAGCGCUGUGUGAAGACUCUGACCUCCUCCUGCUCCUGUGUGACUCCGUCUCUCAUCAGGGUCCCGGUAGCUCACUGCUUCGGUCCGGCGGCUCAUAAGAAACGUUUCUGCUGCGUCUGCAGGAAACAGACGGAGGGGAGCUCAGCGCUGCGCUGCGAAGUGUGUGAGCUGCACGUGCACGCCGACUGCGCCGUCUUCAGCUGCGCAGACUGUCGCAGUUCUCACCUGGACGCCACGCUGCAGCAGGAUACGUUCCACCACCACUGGAGGGAGGGGAACCUGCCGUCUGCAGCGCGAUGCCUCGUCUGUCGGCGUUCCUGCAGCUCGUCUGACGUCAUGACGGGGAUGAGGUGUGAGUGGUGCGGCGUCACGAGCCAUGCAGCGUGCUACCUCAGCGUGCCACCAGAGUGCACUCUGGGACGUCUGCGCUGCAUGAUGCUGCAUCCUUCCUGCGUCCGCCUCGACUCCAGAAACUUCAGCAAGAUGCACUGUUACCGUAUAACAGAGAGCUGCAGCCAGGACACUGAUAACUCUGAUGACGUCGACUCGCCUGCUGCUGCCUGUAAAGACGGUCAGCCGGCCGCUCCAGAGUCCGGUAAACAGUUCCUGAAGGUGUUUGACGGCGAUGACGCGGUGAAACGCGGCUUCUUCCGAUUGGUUUCCAUCAUCCGAGCCACGAAGAACGAAGAAGUUGUGGAGGCGGCGCUGAGGGCUUUCUACCUCCCCGACGACCCUCAGCACUACGAGCUGCAGGAGGUCGGCGGCCUGCAGCGUCUGCACAGCGACGACAUCCUCAACCGCAACGGCGCCGCGGCGCCCGACAACCGGAGCUCGCUGAAGGACGGCGGGGACGCCUGGCUGCUGAGGGCCAAACCGCGAGACGCCGAGGUCAUCAAGGUGCACGCCGCCUGGCCCGGGUCGGACGCUGUUUCCGUCUCCGUGUCCGGCGGCAGCACGGCGGCGUCCGUCCUCGCCGACGUCCUCCGGCAGCUCCACAGAGAGGAGGACGAGUCGAGUUUCAGCCUGAUGGAAGUUCACAUGAGCAGCAAACAAGUCCAGAGACAGUCGCUGAGUCGUCAGGAGAAGAUUCAGGACAAACUGCAGGAGAUCAGGAAGGUGUCCCUGCGUCAGAUGAACCAGACCCGGUUCUACGUGGUGGAGACCAGGACCCGGGCGGUCCAGGUGAGCCUCCUGAUUGGAGGACUGCCCCCCCUGCUGACCAGAGACGAGUACCAGCAGCUGAUCCAGGAGCACCUGGCCGCCAAGAGUCACCUGGUCACCAUCAGCCACGUCUACGCCAGCCAAGGAGCCGUGGUGGUGUGUGUCUCCUGUUUCUCUGAAGCUGAGAGAAUCUUCAUGUUGGCUAAAGAUUCUUCAGUCAGCAACAAACAGCUCUGGUCUGUUGUGGUCCCCGAGAUCCAGCUGGGUGGACUGGUCUCUGUGGUUCCUCUGCUGGUGUUCGUGAACCCUCGUAGUGGAGGUCUGAAGGGUCGGGAGCUCCUCUACGGCUUCAGGAAGAUCCUCAACCCCCAUCAGGUGUUUGACAUCUCUAACGGAGGCCCGCUGGCAGGACUCCACACGUUCCGGGAGGUGCCCAGGUUCCGGGUUCUGGUCUGUGGGGGCGACGGGACCACCGGCUGGGUCCUGGGGGUCCUGGAGGCCCUCAGACACAAGCUGGUCUGUCGGGAGCCCCCCAUCGGGAUCGUCCCGCUGGGGACAGGUAACGAUCUGGCCCGUGUGCUGCGUUGGGGGUCGGGUUACAGCGGCGAGGACCCGCAUCACAUCCUGGUCUCUGUGGACGAGGCGGACGAGGUCCUGAUGGACCGCUGGACCAUCCUGCUGGACGCCCAGGACAUCUCUGAGGACGGCAAGGACAACGGCUUCCUGGAGCCCCCCAAGAUUGUUCAGAUGAACAACUACUUUGGUCUGGGCAUCGACGCCGAGCUGAGCCUCGACUUCCACCAGCAGAGAGAAGACGAGCCGGACAAGUUCACCAGCAGGUUCCAUAAUAAAGGUGUGUACGUGAAGGUGGGUCUGCAGAAGAUCAGCCACAGCAGGAGUCUCCACAAAGAGCUGCAGCUGCAGGUCGACGCCCACAACGUCCCCCUCCCCAACAUAGAGGGCUUAAUCUUCCUCAAUAUACCCAGUUGGGGUUCAGGUGCUGACCUGUGGGGGUCAGAGGUCGACGGUCGCCAUGGGAAGCCGAGCAUCGAUGACGGGCUGCUGGAGGUGGUCGGGGUCACCGGGGUCGUCCACAUGGGUCAGGUCCAGAGUGGGCUGCGUUCAGGGAUCCGUAUUGCUCAAGGGAACUACAUCAGGCUGACGGUCAGUAAGCCGAUACCUGUCCAGGUGGACGGGGAGCCCUGGAUCCAACCUCCAGGACACAUCAUCAUCUCUGCUGCUGGACCCAAGGUUCAGAUGCUGAGGAAGUCGAAGCAGAAGCAGAAGAAGUCGUCGGCGAGCUCGAGGGACGGACGCUCAGAGAGCCCGUCCUCCAGAGACGGAGGACAGUGAGCGCCCAGCGUCCAGCGUCUUCAUCCUGCUGCAGAUCAGACGUCUGCUCCAGCUCUCAUCUAACACAUGGUUCAUAUUUAGCAAAUAAAAACUACUUUUUUUAACCCAAAAAUAGAUCUAAAACAGGAUUCCUGCAUCCGUUGAGAAGAGUUGAUAAGAGAGAUAAUCCCUCAGAGUGGAUGAGCUUCAAAUAACAAAUGAACAAAUGAAAUAUUAAAGUAUUUAACAGAAUGUGACUGUCUGCACUGAUAAAAAGUUGUGUCUAAAACCAGAUCAAACAGUAAAUCUGAGGGAAAUGAUCUUGCUGCAUGGACAGAUAAUUUACCUAGACAAGAUUUAUUAAAUUAAGAUUAUUAAAUCUAGAAAUAAGCAUGUUGAACACUGAAAAUAAGAAAUUAACUCUUAAAACAAGAAUAAAACCAGAAUUAAUCCACAUAAAACCAGAAUCAAACCAGUUAAAACCACAAUAAAACCACAUAAAACCAGAAUUAAUCCACAUAAAACCAGUUAAAACCAGAAUUAAACCACAUAAAUCCAGAAUAAAACCAAUAUAUUUCUUAAAUUAAGAUUAUUAAAUCUAGAAAUAAGCAUGUUGAACACUGAAAAUAAGAAAUUAACUCUUAAAACAAGAAUAAAACCAGAAUUAAUCCACAUAAAACCAGAAUCAAACCAGUUAAAACCACAAUAAAACCACAUAAAACCAGAAUUAAUCCACAUAAAACCAGUUAAAACCAGAAUUAAACCACAUAAAUCCAGAAUAAAACCAAUAUAUUUCUUAAAUUAAGAUUAUUAAAUCUAGAAAUAAGCAUGUUGAACACUUAAAAUAAGAAAUUAACUCAUAAAACAAGAUAAAUUAUCUAACACUUCUAAAUUUUAAUUUUUAGUUUUUAAUUUAAUUUCUAAAUUUUAGUUUUUUUUUUUAAUUUUAGUUUUUUUUUAAAUUGUGGUAAGUAACAAAUAAUUGUCAGUGCAGCUUUAAUUUAUCUGGUUUU